This is a messenger RNA of Callithrix jacchus (white-tufted-ear marmoset), 1199 nucleotides long. The record is from RefSeq and is a predicted model, not a curated record. NCBI's taxonomy places the organism in Eukaryota, Metazoa, Chordata, Mammalia, Primates, Cebidae.
UGGCGAGGCUCCGUAUGUUCUACAGUAACCUGUUUGGAAGCAUAGGAUGCAGUUGUCACCGCGGAGCAUGCGCAGAAACCUGGCUACGUUUUUUUUCUCUCUCUCUCUCUCGAGCUCAAGGCAAGAGAAAACCAGCAACGGGAGACUCCUGAACACCCCUGGGAACAGCACUUGCAGUCACCGUGUCCAGCAGUGAACUCGCCGGCACCCCGACAUCCCUCUCCGGAGCCGGGGGGAAGUGAGAUGCGCGUCCUUGUGGCCACCGCGUCUCUCUCUCCGGCGCGCACGGAAAGGCGGCCGGCAGGAAUCCGGGCUCGCCCCUCUCGGUGUCCCCCGGCCUUCGCCGCCCCGUCCCCGAGUGCAGGCGGGAGAGGCGUCCUCGGGAGUGCAGGCGCGGGCUCCGGCUCUCCGGGGGCAGCUCCCUCUUUUGUUCCCCUAGACCUUGCCUGGCGUUCCUGGGGAUGGCGCGAGAACUCCCCGCUCCCCAAGCCCACAGCCGCGCGCGCGGGUCUCCCCCUCUGCCCUCCGGCCCAAGCUGCGCCCCCUCCCCAGUCUCCAGUGCGCUCUGGGCCCCUAGGGCCGCACGCCCCCCGCCCGGAGCCCAUCGGUUCAAGGCCAUUGAUCCACUUGUAGGGCUGCUCGCUGCCCCUCGCCCCACUCCCGGCCCCACCACCUUGUCCGCGUUCCCGGCCAGUGCGAGGGGCAUCCCGAGGCUCCAGGUGGCCCGGGCGGAGAGGCGGGAGAAGCGAUUGGAGCCGGGCGCCUCGAUGGGGUGCCCUGGGUCAGCGCCCAGAGGACGCGCUCCAGGGAAGGGUGUCAGGUCGAGCGUGCGGGGCUUUGUGUGUUUCCUGCUCUCCUUGAAAAUAAAACCGAGCCCGGCUGGCGAAGGAUGCGUUCACUCACCAUGGCGGUGCCGACCGAGAAAGCGGCCAUCAGACAGGCCAUGCCCCGGGGGCGGCGGCGGGGACGGGGCUUGGGCUGCGGGGCCGAGGCUGCGCUGGCUCCCGGCUCGGCCGUUGCGCUGGGUGCGGGCUGCGCUCCGGCUCAGGCGGGGAUCCGGCUCCGGCUCUGGCUCCGGCUCCGGCGCUCCCGGCCCCGCCCCGCGCGCGCAAUUGGCCGGCACCGAGGGGGCGGGCGGGCCGGCAGGUGCGCGUGCUCUUGUUUUGCUCCUGCGGGGGGCGGCGGACCAGGCGCCCUGA